Molecule: messenger RNA, 3837 nt
Organism: Sturnus vulgaris (Common starling)
Lineage: Eukaryota; Metazoa; Chordata; Aves; Passeriformes; Sturnidae
Source: RefSeq, a predicted model, not a curated record
GAGCCGCAGGAGCCGGGCCAGAGGCAGCAGGAUUGUGACUUGCACUUACAGAGUCAGCAACUGGAAAAAUGCCAGAUUCUGAAAGUAAUUUGGUGUCUUCGCAUGUGGAUGUUAUAAAUGGUACUUCAGUCUUGAGUGAAAUGAAAAUUUCGGAUGAAAAGAGAUCUGUUGAAAAAAGAGCAGUGACUCAGAUUGAGAAGAAUGGCUAUCCCGAUUCGAUAUACAUAAAUGCAGCUAAGAUUUUUCAAGGCAUUCAUACUGAAAAGAGUGAGGAUAAAAUCCAGGUGCGGUAUGGCGGUAACUCAGACUCUCCCAUGAUGGCUUUUAAAGAUGAGCAUUCCAGGCGUGUAUCUUAUGAACUGGCUUUCAAUACUCUAAAAUAUCAAAAUCUUCUUGAAGAAAUAUUGUUAGAUAGUCGUACUUACCCGUGCUACUCAAUACCAGAUGAGUUAACCAGCUUGCUUGUUGUGAUUCUUUAUGAUCUACAAGACCGAAAGUUUAAAAAACGAAAGAUUUUUGCUGAAGAGGAACUUGUAGCAGAGGUUCAGGAAAUAGAGAAUUAUUUAUACAGUUACAGGACCAAACUGGCAGCUGCACUAGCACGAUGUCGCAUCAAAUAUGAUGCUCUUUCAAUUGAAUACUUUGUACCAGAAACCAUAUGGAAGCAGGAACAAAGGGCUUCUACUUUACCUCUCUGUUUUUGGAUAAACACAUUUAAAAUCAGCCUUGAAGAUGUUAUCAGAGAUUUGGAGAUGAAGGGAUUCAGAAAAGUUGAAUCUGUGUCAGACUUGGACCAUUACACAUAUGCUGUGGACCAACAUUGCCACGAUGUAUUGGUUUUUCCUUCCUCUCUUAGAGAAGAACUGCUUAAUUUAGAUCUUUUUGCUGAUUGCAAACUCUUACUGCAGGAUAAGUCUCGCAGCCUUGCUGUCCACUCUGCACAGGCACUGUUGAGUGAAGGUGGUGACAUUAUAAUGGCUCACAUAGGUUCCCACCUGACCAUUGCCCAUAUGUCAGUACUGACAAAUAGCAGCAGAUCCAAAAUUUUUGCUUGUGGUGUGAAAUCUUCGGCAAAAGAAGAAGAAUUGAGGAACAGUUUCAGUCACAUGGGAUGUGAAAAUAUUCAGUUGUUACAUGAAGAUUUUACUGAGCUUGAACCAACAGACCCAAGGCUUGAUAAGGCAAAAGUUAUUUUGCUGCUACCACAAUGCUCUGGACUGGGUGCUGGCAAUCCAAUGGAGUUUAUUUUAAGUGAAAACAGAGAUGCAGGAUUGCUACGAGACCUUUUCCAGGGAUUUGUGUCUGAGGAUAAACUCAGUAUUCUUGCUGAGAGGCAGCUUAAUGAGUUGAUUCAUGCACUGAAAUUUAAAAAAGUACAAGCUAUUGUUUACUGCACUUGUUCAGUUUACCCAGAAGAAAAUGAACUUGUAGUGCAAAAAGCACUGGAAUCUGGAGUGGAGGGAGAUAAAGUACGACGAUAUAGGGUUAUUCCUUCUGUUUUUUCUACUUGCUCCAAUUCAGAGUCUUCCACUGAAAUGUUUUUCAAAAUGGAGCCAUCAGAAAUUUCCAGUGGCUGUUUCCUAGCUGUUCUAGAGAGAGAGAAAGGUACUUCUAAAAAAGUGUCUGCUAAAGACAUUUUGGAUGCUGCUGAAGAAGAAAAUCUACUAGAUGGCAUCGCUGAAGAAAAACCAAAAGAAGAGGUGAAAAAGCAGAAAGUAAAACAACGUAGACGUAAGGUUACUGCUAGUAAGCCAAAAGCUGCAAAGCUCCUUCACCGCCAAACUGGUGCGAAUGUUAAGGCUGAAGUUCCUGUGUCUAAAGCAGCCAGUAAGAUACAAGAACAGCACGAGGGCCACGUAAAAGCAGCCAGUAAUGCAUCACAGAAGACGGUGCACAGGAAAAAAGCAGCCAGUAAUGCACCACAGAAGACUGUGCACAAAAAAAAAGUAGUCAGUAACACACCACAGAAGACUGUGCACCAAAAAAAAGCAGCCAGUAACACACCACAAAAGAAAGUGCACCGAACAAAAGCAGCCAGUAACAUACAGCAAAAGAAUGUGCCCCCAACAGUCAGCCGUGUUGAACUGAAGAACCCUCAUUCACACACAGCCCCACUGAAAGUGCCAAAGCCCACAUCUCAUCUGUCACCUCUGGGCAAGGCAUAUGAGAGACAGACACCUGCUCAAAAGGCACAUGCAGAACAGAUCAGGCUUGUGCUGAAGCUCCUGGCAAUCACUUUGCCUCCAUUAAUAACACAAUAUGAAAGGUUGUAAUGAAACAAGCCCAGGGUAUCAACUUAACAUUGCUUUCAUGGCCAGAUUGGAGCACAGGAUCCAAGUGGUUGGAUAAUUCCACCACCCUGGUCAAAAAUGGUCAAGCAAACUUGGCUGUAUGAACCUUCAGACUCUAACUUCCCUUUGUAAAGAAGGUAAAGAUUCCUGUAUAUUUAUCAAUACUCUUACAUUACAGUAUAUCUUUAUGCAAGGAUAAUCUGGCCUUGGGAUAGAUUUAUUAUGGGCUAUGUAUGUAUAAAUAUCCAUGUUAGAUAGUAACUUUUAAUGCAGUAAUGACACUUCAAAGUGAAUGCAGCUCAGCUGCCUAAGGCUGAUAGACUCUUGGUGGAAGUGAGGUCAAAGAAUGAUAGCCUCUUGCUAUAUACAGGUAUAAGUGACAAGCUAAAUCCCCCCACUGUGAUCUAAACCUGUACAAGUAAUCAGUUUCAUAUUGAUGUUUUUAAAGUGAGACUGAAUUUUUUAAAGUGGGUUUGCUCUACAAGUGCUAGAUUUUUGUGAGUUUCCGCUUAAGAUUGAUGCAUGGAAAUAAGCCUUGUAUUUCUAAAACUAAAUAUUGAACUUUUGUAUAGGAAACUGGCUAAGUACAUUAAAGCCCAUGCAUAGGCUUUCCAGUACAUGUUUUCUUGGUUUCUUCUUAAGUGUGCAUUGAAAUACUAAUAGUGAAAUUUACAUCAAAUAUUCUCAUGCUAAAAACCCUGAAUUGUCAUCAUAAUGUCACAUCAGACUAUGUCAUGGUUCGUAACUGCUUUUCAUCAAUUUCUUAACAUAAACAGUUCUUAGUUGAAAAGAGCUGCUACUGUCAAAGUAACAUUUUUAUAAAUGUUACUGCUAGUCAGCUGAAUAAUGACUGGACAAAGAGUAGCUGCCUGUCUUUGGGAACAGCUGUGGGCUUCUAAGCUGCUCCCUUUUGGUAGCAAAGAUAAAAUAACUGUAAAAUAUCUACAAUUGUCUUGUAAUAUGAGUAGAGGAUAAAGGGAGGCACAGAGAUACUUUUAACAAUAAAUCUGAUUUGUAUUUAGAAGUUGUAAAAAUGAAAUAGAGAUAGCACAGCAAUACAGAAAGGCAAAGGUAGCAGAAAUUUUCCUCUAGGCAACUAUUUCAGAUACUUAGCAAGAGUGUUGCCAGGAGCAUCACCAAUAUAGUGUGGAACUUAACCAAUUUGACAUAUGGGUUUGGAUUUAGACCCACCCAGAGAAAAUAUUGUAACAUCUCUGUUUUCACCCACACCAGUCAGUGUCACUGGAUGAGCAGUACCUUUUUAAGAAAAGAUGUGAAUGAUAUUACACUAGCAGUGCAGACAGCUGUCUCUUGUUCAUCUGAUAAAUAUCCUUGCUUCACUGAAUCAGUGAAAAUUUCUUUUAGCAUUUUAAUCUGAACCAGCUGUCUUGUACAAAGACAUCCCUCACCUGCAUAUCGCUGUGAGCAAUCCAUGCUCCCUACCCAUUCCAGUAACACAGUGAACUCUACUCUUAUUCCUGAACAAAUUUGUAAGGAUAGAUUUAGACAUAGAUGUAGACCCAUACACAUGUCACGUGUAGCACUA